Molecule: messenger RNA, 714 nt
Organism: Lucilia cuprina (Australian sheep blowfly)
Lineage: Eukaryota; Metazoa; Arthropoda; Insecta; Diptera; Calliphoridae
Gene: EMC5
Product: ER membrane protein complex subunit 5
Exons: 3
Coding region: 116-481 (121 amino acids)
Cellular component (GO): early endosome; Golgi apparatus; EMC complex
Source: RefSeq, a predicted model, not a curated record
GGUCAAUGAAAAAAAGAGAAACAGUGAAAAAUUAUUUUCACGCCUGUAUUUUAAUAGAAAAUUUAAUAAAAAUCAUAAACUUUAAUUAAAAACCUAAUAGUUCUUAUAAAUAAAAAUGGUCAAUACAGUUUUUAAUAAAUUUCUUCUGAUAGCCGGCUUUGCCAGUUUAGCACAUGCAGCCUAUUCAGCAGCUCAUUAUCGCACUUAUUUGCGUUUAACCGAACAAGAAUUUACUAAACUGCCUUUGGAUAUUGUUGUCCAAAUUGUGGUCAGUUUAAUUGUUGUCAUUUACAACCUCAUUCAAAUUGUGGGUAAUUUUAAAGAAAUUCGUGCCACCGUUGAUAUGCAAGCCAAAUCCUGGGAUACAUUCGGUAACUUUCCGUCAUUUUAUUCAUUUAAUCAUAGAGGUAAAGCCUUGUCACCAAAUUAUGUGCCCGAAGAGGAGGCUGAAGGUAAAUCAAAAUUGGAUUUAAAUUCAUAAAUCUUUAAAUAUCUAUAUGUAACUUAUGAGAUAAGUAAUUGUAAUUUCUUUUUUGUGUGGUUUUUAAAUAGAUGAUCAUUAAUUAUCUGUAUUUAUCAUAAAGAAACUAAUAAGUAAAUGAUACCAAAACAAGUUGAAAUCUUUAAAUGUCUUCUUCAAACACAAUAUCGACCACAGGCGAUAGGGCGAAACGUAUAUAUUUUAUUUAAUAAAAUUUUACAUUAAAAAUUGGA